AUGGCAACCAACCCCCCACAGCUGUUCCUCCUCGCCGACCACAUCAAGCUCUCCCUCCUCGAGCGCCAACGCGCAUUAUCCCUCAACCUCCCGUCCAACAGCCAAGAUGGCCAGAUCUCACGGUCACUGGAGCAACUGCGCUCCGGCAUUGAAUCGUUGGAGUCGCAAGUCCAAGACACAUCAGACGACCAACUGGCUGAACUCACAUCGCAAUUCACACCCGCCAACCCAAUAGCAACAACGACCUCACCAGCCCUAACCUCCCCCAACGACCCCUCCCUAUCCCGCGACUUUGCCGCCACCCAAAACAAGAAACCCACUACCACACGCUCAGCCUCAAAAUCCGUCCGCUUCAGCGACAACGACGAUGACAAUGACGAUGAUACAAACCGCGCCUCCCUCUUCCCUUACCGCGACGAUCCCCCCGACGACGCCAGCCCCAAUCUCGCGCAUCUGGACAACCAGCAGAUCCACGCCUACCACGACCGCGUCAUCGCGGACCAAGACUCGCAGCUCGAUCAACUGGGCCAGAGUAUCAGUCGCCAGCGCGAGCUGUCCAUGCAGAUUGGCGACGAGCUAGACGGGCAGGUCAUGUUGCUGGAUGAUGUCGAGGAAGGCGUGGAUAGACAUGCGGCGCAGUUUGUGCGUGCCAGAGGCAGGCUAGAUAGGUUUUCGAGGAAAGCGCGGGAGAAUUGGAGUUUGACUGUUAUUGUGGUGCUCAUCAUUAUACUGGUUUUGUUGAUUGUUAUUACAAAGUAG
Messenger RNA from Alternaria postmessia, 759 nucleotides. RefSeq lists its product as uncharacterized. The transcript has 2 exons. Lineage: Eukaryota; Fungi; Ascomycota; Dothideomycetes; Pleosporales; Pleosporaceae. Gene Ontology annotation, molecular function: SNARE binding; SNAP receptor activity. Gene Ontology annotation, biological process: vesicle fusion; intracellular protein transport. The record is from RefSeq and is a predicted model, not a curated record. Bases 1 to 759 code for a protein of 252 amino acids. Gene Ontology annotation, cellular component: SNARE complex; endomembrane system.